GUUUCUUUUCUCUUGGCUCAUGAAUGGUGUCCAGAGCAUUUACCCUGCUGAGUAUAUAUAAAAUACUGAGUGAAUUAAAAUAUUCUUGGUUUUUUCACUUCUAAUUCUGAAAUAAUUUCAGAUUACAGGAAAGUUGUAAGAAUAGAGUGAAGAAUUUAGGAAUUCUCAUAUUCAUCCAGAUUGACUGAUAGUUAACCUGUUGCCACAUUUGUUCUUUCCAGCACACAUUUUUUUCUGACCAAUCAUAUACAUUUUUUCUGAACCAUUUGUGGACAUAAUUCCCCUUUACCUCCUAAGCAUUUUGGGUUUUUUUUCUUAAGGACAGUCACUCAUAAUUAUCAAACGCUGAAAAGUGAUUUUUAAUCCAGAGAUACUCAAAUGUUUCUGAUUCCAGUAAUGUGUUUAUAAGCUUUAUUAUUAUUUUUCAAACUUUCCAAAGCUAGUUCAUUGCAUUUAGCUUUUAGGUCUCAUCUCUUUUAAUCUGUAGCGAUUCCUUGGCUGGCUGUUUUUCGUGGUAUUGACCUUUUUCACAUAAUACAGGCCAUUUUGUGAAUGUCCUUCCCCAAUUUGUGUUUGUUUCCUCAUGAUGAGAUUCAGACUAUGCAUUUUCAUCGGGAAUAUAGCAUAAGCGAUGGUAGUGUCCUCAAAGCUUCAUAUGAGGAGGCAAAUGAUAUGUUGUCCCAUUAUUGUUGACAUUAACUUUGAAAACUUGGUCAAGGUUGUGUCUACCAGGUUUUUCCACUGCCAAGUUACUAUUUUUCCCUUUGGCAAUUAAGUAAUUUGUGGGGAGAUAGAGAUUAUUUGUGGGGAGAUAUAAAUAACCUAUUUCCCACCAAACUUGAAUCCCUAGUUUUAGCAUCCAUGCAUAAUUCUUGUUUCAGUUACUGCUAUGAUGGCUGAUUUUCUAAGUUCUUUUGAAGGGAGCAUACUGAACUCAAGAGCUUCCCCUUUUCCCAUUUAUUUGUACAAACUCAUGGAUUCUCUUCUGUAGGGUAUAAUCCAUUACAGUCGUUGUUUUGCUCAAUUGUUUGCAGAUGUAGCUGGUGGAACCCCUCUCAGGGCAGUUCUUUGUCCUUUUGUGACAUGUUCCUGUCAAUUUUUGAGCACUUCUUACUUUCCAACACAAGGUGUUCCGGGCUCAGUUUAUCCUUUCUCUGCCCCAGUCUGGGCAUUGGUCUGAGUGUGUGCAUUCCUACAGGGGUGUCCUGACUUCUGGGCCCUUCAGUGUAGAGAGCUAGAAAAUUCGUACGCAGUCAUGCACCACACAGCGCUGUUUCGAUCAACAAUGGCCUGCAUGUGUGACGGUGCAUCCAUAAGAUCAUAACGGAGCUGAAAAAUCCCUAUCGCCUAGCGACAUUGUAGUGUGUAGCGCGAUACUUAAUUAUGAGUUUGUGGUGGUGCUGGUGUCAACAAACCUUCUGUGCUGCCAGUCUUACAAAAGUGCAUGGUAAUGUCCUAGGCUAUCCCAUUCAUUCACCGACUCACCCAGAGCAGUUGCUGUCUCCUGUAGGCUCCAUUUAUGGGAAGUGUCCUUUACAGCAGCCAGAGACUGCUGCUGCUUUGAAACGUACGAUAGAAGCCCUGAUGGACAGAGGAGCGGUCGUGAGGGCCUUGGAAAACCUGGGCGAACGAGCACUGCCCUAUAAGAUCUCCAUGCACAGCCAGCGGCACAGCCGAGGCGGGUAUUUCUUGGUGGAUUUUUAUGCACCAACAACAGCUGUUGAAAGCAUGAUGGAGCACUUGUCUCGAGACAUUGAUGUGAUCAGACCGAAUAUCGUAAAACACCCUCUGACCCAGGAAGUAAAAGAGUGUGAAGGGAUCAUCCCGGUCCCACUUGAAGAAAAAUUAUAUUCCACAAAGAAUAAGAAGAAGUGAGAAGAUUCAGCAGCUUUUAGCCCUGUGUUUAAUUCUCUCCCGUUUGAGCAGCCGGGGUGAUGUGAAUAGUUUACAGGCGUGGCCUUUAUGUGAGCGUGUGUUGCAGGUGCGGCUGAUUUUCCUAGGAUAUUUUUAGUUCUUGGUCCCCUCUGCUUGCAGAGGUGGGGGGACUGCCUGCUGAGAACCGCUCUGUAAUCUGGUACCAGCAAAUCACUCUGGAUUUUGUUUUCAUCGAUGUAAUUUCUCUGUCAGGACUUUCCCCCUCCCUCACCACAGUAACGUCAUUUUGAAGAGCAAAACUUAUAAAACUGCCUGGGAUUGUGAGCUAGUCAUUCAGACUGUGUAAUUAUGCAAAAAUAAAACUUGAAGACCGCUGGAUUUUGUGGGCAGCUUUUGCUCAGAGUAAUAAACCUGAUUGGAGAAACCCUG
Molecule: messenger RNA, 2304 nt
Organism: Microcebus murinus (gray mouse lemur)
Lineage: Eukaryota; Metazoa; Chordata; Mammalia; Primates; Cheirogaleidae
Source: RefSeq, a predicted model, not a curated record